Messenger RNA from Candidula unifasciata, 1008 nucleotides. Lineage: Eukaryota; Metazoa; Mollusca; Gastropoda; Stylommatophora; Geomitridae. The record is from the annotation of a GenBank genome assembly.
AUGUCAAGUAAUUUUAGUAUUGAGAACAAUUCGCCGCCUUGGGAACAACCCCCAACGGAAGCUCCAUACAUUUACAAAAAUAGAUUGAGAAAUUUACUAAUAGUGAAUAUAACAUUUGCGGUUGCUGGUACACUGAUCAACGUUUGGUUUCUGGCAGCCAUGUUGCUAUCUCAUGAAAUUCGCUCACGGAUGCGCAACAAAAUUAUUGUUGGUGUGUUGGUUGUUAACUUAACAGAGACUGUGAUACUCUGCGGUUUUCGUUCUGUUGUUUCGGUUGCGCUUAUGUUGGAGGCAUAUCACCUCUCGCAUUGUAUUAUCUACUCAGUUUACGAAAGCAUUUACCGCAUUGAAGACUUUGUCGGCAACUGGUACAUUGUAAUUCUUCUGUGUGUUUUUGCAUCUCAGGCGAUGCAGUUUAAACCUAGAUUAGACCAACGAUGGAAGAACAUUUUAACUGCUGUUAUCUUCAUAUCGCCAUGUCUUUUUGCUGUAUUCUUUGUUCCGCUAACAAUGUAUGGGUAUGAUUUUUUUUAUCGUUCGUACAACAGCAUGUGCAUGACGAGCUCACUGGAGGCUUUAAAAGUCUUCGAAAUUGUAGGCACGAUUGUCCCCCACACACUGACAGUCCUAAUUCUGGUGAUAACUGCAGUACUAAAGCGGCUGCGAUACCAGCAUACAGACGACAGAUCCCAGAUGGAUCCCUGGUACCCUUUCCUCGCUGUCCUGGUCACUGCUGUUGUGUCUGAUGUCAGCUACACAGUGUUCUUCAUGAUUCCAAAUCCUAUGGACGGAUUGAGAUCAACGACCAUUGAAGAAUUGUUUCUUGCCAUUAGUAUUUUCACUCUUCUACGCGUGAUUAUCAUGCCACUUGUGCUGCUGCUGUUUCCGGACAUCAGAGAACGAAUCAAAGUCUGGAGACCUUGCCGUCAAUCAGCUCCUCCUUCAGAUCCUAAAAGUUCUGCACAUCCGGAAAUAACAAUGACUGGCUUAUUGGCUAGGGAAAGUUGA